Messenger RNA from Xyrauchen texanus (razorback sucker), 1860 nucleotides. Its product is annotated as progonadoliberin-2. Bases 252 to 512 code for a protein of 86 amino acids. The record is from RefSeq and is a predicted model, not a curated record. Gene Ontology annotation, cellular component: extracellular region. The transcript has 3 exons. Gene Ontology annotation, molecular function: hormone activity. Lineage: Eukaryota; Metazoa; Chordata; Actinopteri; Cypriniformes; Catostomidae. Gene Ontology annotation, biological process: multicellular organism development.
GUACGUAUAUAUGUAAACUGAGUUAAAAAGUAAUUGUGACAUUGUUAUUGUGUGAAGAUUUUAUUGACUCAAUUUUGCAAUAUUGGGAUCAUUUUGCCACAGUCGUUCUCAUCAUGUUAUCUGAAGCUCUUCUCUUGGACGUACAUAUUGUUCAGAAACAAUUACGACAUUGUUUAAAUGUGUCAGCGUAACUAUUGUACCCCUCUCGCUCUCUGUUCGUCUUUUACAUCUUUAUACUUCUUUCCCCAGUAAUGGUGCACAUCUGCAGGCUGCUUUUGGUGAUGGGGAUGUUGCUGUGUCUUAGUGCCCAGUUUGCAAGCUCACAGCACUGGUCUCACGGCUGGUACCCUGGAGGAAAGAGAGAGAUAGACACUUAUGAUACCUCAGAGGUUUCGGAGGAAAUUAAACUCUGCGAGGCAGGAAAAUGCAGCUACCUGAGACCCCAGGGGAGAAAUAUUCUGAAGACAAUACUGUUGGAUGCGCUCAUUAGGGAUUUUCAGAAGAGAAAGUGACGUCAUGAUGUCUUCUCAGCCCGUGUCCAAAGAAACGUUUGUUCCAGCCAUCAUGUUACUUUCCCAUCCAAAAGGGGUUAUUUGUCAUUUCUGUGAAUUUUUCUAUGUUCUGUAUUUGGUUAAACUCUCAUAACCAUUGUGAGUAAAGCUACUGUCUGUUUAUUCAUUUGCAGCAGUUUCUACAAUAAAGGCUUUUAUUUUAGUAUUUUGUUUUACUGUAAUUGCUCUGUGUCUUAUAUUACAGUUUAAGGUCUGUUAAACAUUUUUGCAUUCUUUAACAGAUAAAGAGAUUUUAAACUACCGUGAGAUUUUGUUGGUUUGUUUAUGUGUUGUGUUUUUAUACCAAUAAAUUAUUUUCAGAGAAUGGUAGUAGACAAGGGUUAACUAAAAAUGUAAUGUAGUUACAAAAGACAUUUCGUCAAUUUCGUUUGAUUACGCAAUAUUGUGUUUGGCCGCCAGAUGGCAGGAUUGGACAUCCUUAACCAAAAAAACCGGAACGCUCAAAUUACAGUUUUUCCACAAGUGCUUGCACGUAGUUUCUGAAACUAUGGCUCAUUUUCUCUCAGCUCUACACAAAAAACCCCGAAAUACACACACACAACAUGCAAAACGUUACACAUAUCUUGCAAAAGCAAACAUAUUUUAACUCAAAAUUGUGUUUUUGCAUCAAAACUGAAAACUCUACAUAAACCAUCAAAUGAUUAGCUCGUGUAGAGAGAGCGGGGAACAAGCCAACACGUUUUGGUUGUGUAAAUGUACUUCAGGUUUUAUGUAUUUUUCUUUUUUUUUCACAUUAAUUUCACACGCGUGUCUAUUACACAUAUGUGGUGUUGUUUUGUAUACGCACGUUGUAGCCUAUACAGCUACCUCGAAAUAAAGAAAGUGAAAUGUUACAUACAACGUGCCCCAUAGGCGUUGCUGCAUGUCGGUGCAGCUAUCAUUAUGAGGACUCUCCAUUAUCAUUUUUAUACUGUACAAACUAUAUAUUCUAACCCUUACCCUAAACUUAACCCUCACAAAAAAUCGUUUUGAAUUAUGGGGACACUAGAAAUGUCCUCAUAAACCACAUUUAUAGCAUAAAUAUAGCAAACGUAAUCGUUUACUACCCAGUUUGUAAGCUAAUAAAUUCCACACACACAUCUAUCUAUACAAAACACACUAUCACGUACAAGGAAACAUUCACUGACUCACGUGAUUGUACAUUCUAAGAUGUUUCGAAUUAGCAUGAAAAAUAAGAAAACAAAAGUGGGAUAAAGUGAGACAUUUUUUACAUUUGCUCCCCUCUAAGCGAGCUAAAAUGAUAUAUCAGUAAAAUGUACACAUUUCCCAUUAAUUCAGUAUGUUUCCU